UCUGUACAUGCAGCAUGAUUCAGAAAAGAAACACGACACUACGGUGAGAGACGGGAGCACACGGUGAAGCAGGCCCACAAAGAGAAGUCGCUUCAACUAAAACCGCUAGCGCCUGCAGUAUUCCACUUAGGAAACUUUCGGGGAUAAACGUGUACAGCGUUGUACAAGGGGUUAAAGACAAGGUAAAUGUAGUUUUGUUUAGACACAGUGUUUCGUUACCCGGGAAAACAUACUUGUAGAAGAAGAAGGAAAAAAAUUUGAAGCAUUUUACAUAUUUCCCAAGAGACCGGGAAAGCACUCGACUAGCAUGGGGGAAACGUGACACUGACCCAUUUGAACCACAAGACUGUAACGAGGAGAGAUCAAUCGGUUGCCUUGUACCUAACGUCUAGCUUCACAUUGCACAGUGCUCAGGUAAAUUGCAAUCUCCCCGCAUUCUGUAAACUCUGAUGUCGGCGUGAUGCAUGGUAUUAAGGAUAGAGAAACAGAACUGGGACCAGCGAUGCCAUCAACCGAGUGUUCCUCGACCAUUGUGGGCAAAGGUGGCAAGAUGACAGCAACGGCUGUUGUGAAUGGGGAUGCAUCCAUGGACAGUUUGUCUGAAAGCAGCACUGACCCCAAGAUCACUAACGGGCACCAUGGAAACAGCCCCCUUUCAGCAGGAGAGCCCCCCUCCCCAGCGAGCCCCAAACUGAAUGGGGGCGCUGUCACACCAGAAGUUAGCCUUACAAACAAGCCUCCCAGCUGUAAGAAGAGAAGCAGGAGAAACUCUGACCUGGAGGACAAGACCUUGUGGGAUUCCUCCUACAAUGAGAAAAAAUUGCAGAGAGUGGCUGGCCGGGAGACAACUCUCCGACAGAGACCCCCUCAGCGUACAAUAUUCCAGGCCGGACUCACCCCUUGCAACAAGGCACGAAGCAGUACAAGCAGCCCCAAACCCAAACCGGAUCCGAACAGCUGUGUGGUGCAGAAUGGGACCCUCUACAGCCCUGUGAGCCCUCAUGUCCCUCCUAACUUUGGAAUCCUGAUGGAACAGGAUUCCAAAGACUCUGCUCAGAGCAGCUCCACAUCCACCUCCCAGGACACAGGAACCCCCCCUGAAUACAAGGAUAAUAAAGGCUUCGGGAUCGGGGAGCUGGUCUGGGGGAAGAUUAAGGGCUUCUCCUGGUGGCCGGGGAUUGUGGUGUCCUGGCGGAUGACGGGGAAACGACAGGCCUCUCUAGGAAUGAGGUGGUUGCAGUGGUUUGGGGAUGGCAAGUUUUCUGAGGUUUCAGCAGACAAGCUGGACUCAUUCAUGGCCUUCCCCAAGUACUUCACCCAAGCUUCGUACAACAAGCUAGCCUCGUACCGGAGAGCUGUCUUUCAAGCACUUGAGAUGGCAGCUGACCGGUCCGGGAAGAUAUUUCCCCCUUGUGAAACAGACAGCCCUGAUGACCUGGUCAAGCCCAUGCUGGAGUGGGCUAACGGCGGGUUCGAGCCCAAAGGGUCUGAGGGACUUAACCCUAAAGGAGAGAACGGGUCCCUCAGUCACCGUGUUCUGGAGGUCAGCAUCCUGGAGUAUUACCCCCCGGUCAAGAAACAGAAAACCAACCUGUACAAAAACAAGGUGGGGAUCGAGGAACACUACAGUAGAGAACAAAUGGUCCAUGAAGUUUUGAAGAAUAACAGAAGUAUAGAAGAAUUCUGCCUAUCUUGUGGGAAAACGAGAGUAGUGACUUUUCAUCCACUUUUUGAAGGAGGCCUUUGCCAAACAUGCAAGGAUAUCUAUCUAGAAAUCUCUUACAUGUAUGAUGAUGACGGGUACCAGUCAUACUGCACUGUGUGCUGUGGAGGACAGGAAGUGUUGCUCUGUGGCAAUGCCAACUGCUGUAGGUGUUUCUGUGUCGACUGUCUAGAUAUCCUAGUGGGCCCCGGGGCCUCAGAGAACGCUAAGGUGCUGGACCCGUGGCGAUGCUACAUGUGCCAGCCAGCCCAACAGUACGGUGCCCUCAAACAGAGACAUGACUGGAGCAUCAAGCUGCAGGAGUUCUUCGUCAAUGACAACGGGCAGGAAUUUGAAAGCCCAAAAAUGUACACAGCAGUUCCUGCAGAGCAGCGACGGCCAGUAAGAGUGCUGUCACUGUUUGAUGGCAUUGCCACUGGGUAUUUAGUUUUAAAGGAUCUUGGCUUUAAGGUUGACCAGUACAUCGCCUCUGAGGUCUGUGAAGACUCAAUUUCAGUGGGAGUGGUCCGACAUGAAGGAAACAUUCAGUAUGUGCAUGAUGUGAGGAACAUAACAAGGAAACAACUUGAAGAGUGGGGUCCUUUUGAUCUGGUGAUCGGAGGAAGUCCUUGCAAUGAUCUCUCAAUAGUAAACCCAGCCAGAAAGGGUCUGUACGAGGGCACAGGAAGGCUCUUCUUUGAGUUUUACCGUUUGCUGAAUGCUGCUAAACCGAAAGAAGGAGAUGACAGGCCGUUCUUCUGGUUGUUCGAGAACGUGGUGGCCAUGGGGGUAAAUGAUAAAAGGGAUAUUUCUCGCUUUCUGGAGUGCAACCCGGUAAUGAUUAAUGCCAUCGAGGUGUCAGCUGCACAUAGAGCUCGAUACUUCUGGGGCAACCUUCCUGGAAUGAACAGGCCCCUGUGUGCUUCAGGCAUGGACAAGCUUCAGCUUCAGGACUGCCUAGAGCAUGGGAGGAUAGCAAAGUUCGGAAAGGUGCGUACCAUCACGACGCGGUCCAACUCCAUCAAGCAGGGCAAAGACCAGCAUUUCCCUGUCUUGAUGAAUGGAAAGGAAGACAUCCUGUGGUGCACGGAGCUGGAAAGGAUCUUUGGCUUUCCGGUGCACUACACUGACUUAUCCAACAUGGGCCGGGGUGCGCGACAGAAGCUGCUGGGUCGGUCCUGGAGUGUACCAGUCAUCCGACACCUCUUUGCUCCUCUUAAGGACUACUUUGCUUGUGAAUAGAGACCAAUGAGCCUUUUUUUUAAAGAUUGUCUACUUGUUCAUCAUUCAAGUGUUUUUAGGAAGAAGAAAACAUUACUGGUCCUUUUAGACCUUAAGAUAUUUCUACAUUGUUAACAAAACGUAUAUAGUUUAUUGAGGGUAGUGGAAUAGGAUAACAAUGCGAUGUGGAAAUCGAUCUAAUAUCUCACUGUGUAUAUUCGUACCUCAGAACAUUAUGCUGCUUUUCAAUUUAAAAAAAAAAUCUGCAACAAGAUAAUUGAAUUGUUCAAUUGGCAACAAAGAGCUAAAGAGAAGGAAAAUAAAUCUGCAGCGAAAGGUGAAAGAGAUAUUCUGGUCAUUUGCACAUCCCCUGCUGAUAGCCGACUUCUUACAAGAUUAUGGACAAGACGAUAGGUGCCAGUUUAUUCUAGUUAACAUGCUGUUCUACCAGCUAGAAAAAAAAUAUAUUUUUGGCUUAUUUAAAGGUACUGCCUACAUGUUGGAUUACAUCCAGAUCUGACACAGACUCCAUCCUACAAAGCAGACUGAUCCCUAAACCUCUAGGGCUUUGUCAAAAAUCUUCUCUGUGAUUCAUUUUGGGUUGUAACAGCCAGGAGGUGAAAUUGUUAUAAUAACAGUAUUGCUACCUUCAUGUCAACUACUUGCCCUUUUGUAUUUGAAUACAGCUAAUAUACAAACACACAGGGGUUCUAAAACCACUAACCCCAACAGCUGAUGUACAGAUGCAACAAAACACUGCAUUGCGCUGCUGCUUCUGUUACAUCCAACUUCUUAAAAACAGAAAAUAAUUUUCCAGCGGGCAAUGGGAGGGCUGGGCCGAGUGUAUUGAACAGGGGUUGUGUUUCAAGGUAAUGAAAACAACUUUCUUUACCUUUCUGCUCAGUGUCUUCGUCAGUUUUGGAACCUCAUGAGGUUCCCACGUGUGUUUCCGUUUUUGUAAGUGUUAUUGACGGUACAGGUGAUCUGAUUCACAGUAAGGUGACUCUUCAAGCUGGAUAAAGUCAAUAUUAUAGCAGCACUCAUGUCUUAAUAUGUAGUGAUUUGAAUGUCAUUCAAGCACUAAAUCUACAUGAGGCAGCUUGAGUAUCAGUAUAUUCUGUAUUAAUGUGUCUGCAGAAACUCUCUAUUCUCAGGUGAUCACAAACAGCCAGAAAAUGUGGACACUCCUUCACCAUCAUGUUAAACUACAAACACUUUAAUCCUGCCUGUAUUCAUAUAAAACUAACUGUUUUGUCAACCAGGCAAGGAUCUAGUAGAUUCACAUGUUAACAGCAUGCAUUCAGUCAAUGCGACAGUGUCUCGAAAGUGCCUUGUGGUACCAUAGAAAACUUGUUUGUUAUUUGAUUCCAAGUACAUAGUAAUUAACCGUGGUCAGUAUGUUUAGAGUGAUGCCCCAAAAGGCAAUCAGAAAACACACACUGGACAGAUUAAUCACCAUUAUCAUAAUGUGAAACGGAUUUCUUUAUAACUCGGACAACAAAAUAUAGAGGAUACUUACUCUCAAGGGUACCAUAUGUUUUUGUUUGGAAGCACAACUGUUUAGUUUGAAUGUGAAUAAUGUCAAAUAAACCUCAUGUUUUUAGGUGAAACCAGCCAAAAUGUAAGCAUACAGAGUUUUAUUAACUUAUUGCAAUAUUAACAUUUAAACCAUUUAAGCUAAACAAGUUUUUUUUUUUUUUUUUUAAUGAAAAUUUUAAAAAAAAUGAACCAGUAUUUAAAAACCGCAACCCAGCAUUAAGUUACUGGGUGGUCCAGUACGUGACAUGCUUUGUCUUUGGGUGCUUGUUGCCAGUCAGGCAGUACUCAGUGAAUUGCAGGCAUUUCUUAAGAUGUAAAUAAAUACAAUUGCCACCUCAUGGCUUUAGCCAACAUGUUCAAGCAACUACUGCAUUACAUUGAAACUGUCUGUGUGGGAUAUUUAAAAUAACCGAUGUGCAAAAAAAGAAAUAAUAAUAAUAAUAAUUUUUAUAAUACUGUAUAGGGCUAAGAGGUUACUGCGGUUUAUUGGCUGCCCCGUUGAUUUAGAAAAAUGGGUGCUAAUGUUAACAAAUCAACAAGUCAGAAAAUAAUGCUGCAAAACUUUGUCCUGGAGUGUGAUUUGGUUUAUUCAACAAAGGACCGCCAGGGAUGCCCGUUUCCAAAGAGGCAGAACUUUCUGCCAUUCAGUGCCUUAAACACGUUUGAACUAAAACAUGUUUGUACUGCAUUGAAAAUGUUUACAAGUUGGUGUUUCCCUUUUAAGAGCAGCCGCGGUGGUGAAGCACAAACUCAUAUCAGCAUAUCAACAAUCGCUAUCCCUUUGUUACUGUAGUCUCAAGAAGCAAAUUUGAACCAGAGCUUGUGUUUGCAUUUAUUGUAGUGUAAGGCUCUCUGUAUAAACCGCUGUUAGUCAAUCUAUCUUAAAACAUGUAAGUACUGUAUACAGUAUUGUUAAGAAAGGUUUCCUAUAACAUGAAAAAAGAAAGAUUUCUGAACAUUUAACACUGAGAGGUAACGAUUUGGAAUAUUUUAGAGAACAGUCUAAAUUUAUAGACAGAUAUCACAGUGUGUAGUUAAUGUGAUCUAGAUAGAAACGUAAAUUAGCUGGUGGUUGACCAUGCUUUUUAGCAGACAAAUGUGCUUGGCGUGAUCAUAAUAUACCCACCUCGUAUAGUGUAGAUGACCAGGUGUCUUUUCUUUGAAAACCAAAUUGCAAGUGAAUGUUAUUUUUUCUUUCAAAGCAAUAAAUACUGUUGCAUUUGUAGUUUUAUUUUCUAAGUGGGGUUAGGGCAUUUUACUCUUAUUGGUGCUAAUUGUUAUAAUACAAAUACUUCUGUUUUAUAGACCUGUAUUUUUAUAUACAUGUGCGCAUACUGUAAUAUUUUCAAUAGGUAACUGGGUUGCAUUCAUAACAAUGCUUCUCAAGUUCUUAGUAAGGUUUGUAAUACCAUAGUUUAGAUUAAACAAGUAUUUUUGUACGUUAUAUGUUUUUACACCAUUUCAAACUUGAGAAACAGAAUGUAAAGGCAUUCUAAAAAUGUUUGUAUCAUUAUUGUGUGAUUCUCAUAUUUAGCUGUAUUUCCAAGGGCUUGGUUUAUCAAUCCUGGUAGUGGAAUUCAAGUAGUCUCCUGUUUUAUUCUAAGAAUGAAACCUUUUGAAGUUAAACACUUCUUCAACAGACUGUUGUGAGCAUUAU
Polyodon spathula (Mississippi paddlefish) is the source of this 6119-nucleotide messenger RNA. Its product is annotated as DNA (cytosine-5)-methyltransferase 3B-like. Gene Ontology annotation, cellular component: nucleus. Bases 461 to 2944 code for a protein of 827 amino acids. NCBI's taxonomy places the organism in Eukaryota, Metazoa, Chordata, Actinopteri, Acipenseriformes, Polyodontidae. The record is from RefSeq and is a predicted model, not a curated record. Gene Ontology annotation, biological process: negative regulation of transcription by RNA polymerase II. Gene Ontology annotation, molecular function: DNA binding; DNA (cytosine-5-)-methyltransferase activity, acting on CpG substrates. The transcript has 22 exons.